This is a messenger RNA of Hydractinia symbiolongicarpus, 1592 nucleotides long. RefSeq lists its product as uncharacterized. NCBI's taxonomy places the organism in Eukaryota, Metazoa, Cnidaria, Hydrozoa, Anthoathecata, Hydractiniidae. The record is from RefSeq and is a predicted model, not a curated record. The transcript has 5 exons. Gene Ontology annotation, molecular function: calcium ion binding. The coding region runs from base 904 to 1527 and encodes 207 amino acids.
GGUUCUGAAUUGGCAUUUUGUAUAACAUGGGUAAAUACUUCUGGGCAGAAUGGUUCAAAAUCCUGUGACACCCAUUUCUGAUAACAAUUGGAAUGUGGGAAUUGCCAAUUUGUUGUACUCAUCUACUAUCCCAUUGAAAUGUCGGUAUUUUUAUAAUAAAGGGACGCAGAGACUACCGACACACUUGGUUCGUUUAAAAUUGCAACUAGCUACUUCUUUGAAAAAAUAAAGUAAACAUACAAGCACGUGAAAACAAAUUAACAUAACAAUACAGAAGAUGAACUGGCCAAUCACAUUAAUAAGAAAACAAUACUAUAAAACAUAUAUACAGCAUCAACCAAUCAAAGUGAGUCUUGAACUCCUGCAACUCAUUUUGCUGCACGCACUCUCUUACUCUCCGAAAAUUGUACGCCAAUAUUCAGUUUUGUCAACUCCGUGUCGUUGUGUCAUAAAAAUGACCUGAGGACAAAACACACCUUUUUUGUCAGAAACUUUGGGAGAAAGUUAAGGGGAAACCUUGUUUUUUGCAAGUGUCGCAGAAAUAAUAAUGUGGGAAAAGGAACUCAAAGUUUUGAUGCAUUUUAAGAUUUUUCAAAACAGUUCCAAUCAAUCAGUCAAUCAAUCAAAAAGUUCGUAACAAUAAGAUGGCCUUGGGCAUAGAAAAAGCCUGGAAGAAGUAGCAUUUUUAAAGAAAAAACAAACAGAAGACCCAUCUUCCUGAAAUGAUUAAAAUUUAAUGAUAUCAUCGUAUAAGAAAUCACAGUUGACAAUUUAAAACAUUCAGUUUUCACUUCACUGUUCUCGUUCAAAUUAAUUUUUCAUACUAUCAUGAGAUUUAAAUGAAGAACGAAGAAAACCUAAAAAGUUAAGUUGAUUUUGUACACAAACAUCUACCCUAAAAGAAUGGAAGGGAAGUAUCUCAAUCUAGAUACAGGUAGCCAAAGCAAAGCCACAUCUCGUAGAAGCACGGGUGGUAAAAGAAUGGAGAUGAUGGUGGAGAAGCAAAUUGAGGAGUUGAUGGGAAGUUUGGAUCUGACGCCGCUUCAAGUAGAAGAAGUUCAGACGUGUUUCGACCUUUUUGAUUUGCACGGUAGUGGAGCUAUCACUGGUAUCGAGUUGCAAAAAGUUGCGCAGAGUGUGGGAAGAGAACUGACAGAAGAAGACGUAACUGAAAUCAUAGCAGAAGUAGACGAAAGCGGCAAAGGAGAGAUUGAUUUCAUAGAUUUCUUGACAGUUAUGGGAAAAACAAUGAAAGAACCACUGCAAGAGGCUGACAUAGAAUAUGUGUUCAAUACAUUCGACCAAAAUAACGACACUUUUAUAUCACCUGAAGAUAUGCAUCUAACCUUUUUGACAAUGGGUGUCGAUCUCACGCGUGGGGAAGUGAAUGCAAUGUUCGAAGAGCAUGACAAAGAUAGGGACGGACUAAUUGACUUUAAUGAAUUUCAAGAUAUUGUUAAAGCUGUGCAUGCUGGGUUGUCUUCCUGUCCUCCUGAGAGUACAAGUAGUGCGAAUUUAAAGAGUUAAGUGUAGAAAUGUAAAUAUAAAAACAAAAUUUAUGCAAAAAAUAGUAUCUUAUUAUCGUCAUCUCC